UGCCCCCACCGUGUACCGACCGCUGCUAGCCGCUAGUAGGGGCUGCUUUUUCGGUGACCCCCUCCUUCUUCACUUGUUUACCAACAGAAAGCGGUCUUCUUCACGCUCGUGCUCGCUCGUUGAUUUCCGCUCAUCAUCGGGAUUCGAACAUGGCGGCCGUCUCUUUACGAAACUCUGCGUCCUCGCUGUUGUUGUUUAGCAGGAGGUUAUUCAGCCCGCAGCUGAAUGUGCUGUGUUCAUAUCACAAGAAGGUGGUGGACCACUAUGAAAACCCAAGAAAUGUGGGCUCUCUAGACAAAAACUCCAAGAAUGUGGGGACUGGUUUGGUGGGUGCACCAGCCUGCGGUGACGUAAUGAAGCUUCAGAUCCAGGUGGACGAGUCUGGCAAGAUUGUUGAUGCAAGAUUCAAGACAUUUGGCUGCGGAUCAGCCAUUGCAUCCAGUUCCUUAGCAACAGAGUGGGUGAAGGGCAAGUCGGUUGACGAAGCUCUUAAGAUCAAGAACACGGACAUUGCCAAAGAGCUCUGCCUUCCUCCAGUCAAGCUUCAUUGCUCCAUGCUCGCAGAAGAUGCCAUAAAAGCAGCGCUGUCAGACUACAGACUGAAACAACGGGAGAAGAAGGAGGAACGUGUCCAAGCCACCAAUUAAUGUGUUGUUUGGAAGAUCUCUUGCCAUAACACAUCAGGUCUUUCACCCUUCUGGGACUUGUAUACCUUCUUAAAAAGUUCCAUCUAAAAGGGUUGUGGGAUCGCUUCCUGGAAUUCAAGCCAAGACCCCCAUAUUGUUCAAGUGCCAGGGGAUGAGAGUGUUUGUUUUCAUCAGAUGAUCAGAAAUCGAUGCUGAUGUUGGAGUCGGAACAUUAUGAUUAAUAUUUUAAGACAGAUCUUUAAUUUAAAAGGAGGAUUUGCACUGGGUUUUCUUUUUCUUCACACACAACACAAACGGGAUACAUCAUGAAUCAAACAAUAAGCCACGGUUUGUUUUUGCUUUGUAUAUUUUGUGGCAUUUUGGCUUUAUUUGGCUUUAUUGUAUAAAAUUGCAGCUCCCUCUCGCAGGAUUCAGGUCAACAGCUUAAGUACACAUACAAAAAUAACACAGAAAAAGUUGUAUGAGACUUAUUAUUGUGAAUUAAAUGAUUUAAAAAAA
Acanthopagrus latus (yellowfin seabream) is the source of this 1145-nucleotide messenger RNA. It is a transcript of the gene iscua, whose product is annotated as iron-sulfur cluster assembly enzyme. The transcript is spliced from 5 exons. Gene Ontology annotation, cellular component: cytoplasm; mitochondrial matrix. The record is from RefSeq and is a predicted model, not a curated record. The coding region runs from base 150 to 647 and encodes 165 amino acids. Lineage: Eukaryota; Metazoa; Chordata; Actinopteri; Spariformes; Sparidae. Gene Ontology annotation, molecular function: 2 iron, 2 sulfur cluster binding; ferrous iron binding. Gene Ontology annotation, biological process: iron-sulfur cluster assembly; intracellular iron ion homeostasis.